GUGUGGGGUGUGUGUGUUUGUGUGUGUAUCCUUCCAUCCAUCUAUCCAUCUAUCCAUCCGUCAGCACAGUCUUAAACCUGAAUUAUAGCAGAAGGGGGGAAAAUGGACGGCGUGGGGUCUUUCGGCGCUGGAAGAGCAGGGUCUGAAUUCGACCCUUUUUCUUUUAUCCAACAGCCGCAGACCAUUCUGAGGAUACUAGCAUGGAUUUUCUCAAUUGUGGUGUUUGGCUCCAUAAUAAAUGAAGGCUAUGUCAACCAUGGAAGUGAACGGCUCUACUGUAUUUUCAAUAAGAACAAUGAUGCCUGCAAUUAUGGUGUCACAAUUGGGCUCAUAGCCUUUUUGGCUUGCAUCUUCUUUCUGGUCCUUGACAUUAAGUUCCAGCAAAUCAGCAGCGUUAAAGACAGGAAAAAGGCAGUCAUGUUGGAGAUUGGGUUCUCAGGUUUCUGGACAUUCAUGUGGUUUGUUAGCUUCUGCUUCUUGGCUAACCAGUGGCAGCGCACCACUCCAGAUGAACUGCCUUUGAACCAAGGAGCCGAUGCAGCCAGAGCUGCCAUCGCCUUUUCCUUCUUUUCCAUCUUCACCUGGGCUGGUCUGACUGUAAGGGCAGUGCAGAAAUUCUUGCUGGGAACAGACAUGGCUCUCUUCAGAACGGACCAUCUGGAUGGCAACCAACCCGUUCAGCCAUACCCUGUUGGCCCUGCCACAGAGACCACUGACACGUACCAGAGUCCGCCUUUCACUGAGAACCUGGACUCUAAUGCUCCAACUUACCAGGUGCCAAUUUAUUAGAGGUGAAAAUCACGAUACAUGUGCAAUUAAAAUGAUUAAAGCUAAUAUGAAUGCAGGGGGAGGCUCGGGUCUUUCAACUGAAGUGGUGUGACAGUGUUCAUAGGUAGUGCUGUGCUGUGACCUGUACAAGUUUGUUAUUGUGAUUUGUUUUAUUUGGGUCUAUAAUAAACACAGUUAAUGUGGUUACAUUGGGCAGAACAUUUCAGUAAAUAACAGACAUCCCCUUUAGGUGUGAUAGAAUCCAUAUUGUGGUUCUUAUAGGGCACCAAAACAAGCAAAGGUUCGAAUAAACAUAGAAGAGAUAAGUGAGAGAGGAUCUUUUGUGGAUUUUCUGCUGUUUAACAUA
Molecule: messenger RNA, 1135 nt
Organism: Trichomycterus rosablanca
Lineage: Eukaryota; Metazoa; Chordata; Actinopteri; Siluriformes; Trichomycteridae
Gene: syngr3a
Product: synaptogyrin 3a
Exons: 4
Coding region: 103-789 (228 amino acids)
Cellular component (GO): neuromuscular junction; synaptic vesicle membrane
Source: RefSeq, a predicted model, not a curated record